Carya illinoinensis is the source of this 1670-nucleotide messenger RNA. RefSeq names its product cysteine synthase 2. Lineage: Eukaryota; Viridiplantae; Streptophyta; Magnoliopsida; Fagales; Juglandaceae. Gene Ontology annotation, cellular component: cytoplasm. The record is from RefSeq and is a predicted model, not a curated record. Bases 123 to 1430 code for a protein of 435 amino acids. Gene Ontology annotation, molecular function: cysteine synthase activity. The transcript has 6 exons.
UUAUCGUGUCCCUCUGUUUUCUUAAGAUUUAAGAAAAGAGAUUCAGAAGUAUAUCCUAAAGUAUUAAUUACUUUCCAUUUUAAACUAUUUUGGUCCGAGACGACGGGUUGGAACCACCAUCAAUGGCGCCUGUGAGAACCACAGGAGCUAUUGCUGUCGCAGCUGCUAUCUCCAUCUCCAUGGCUCUGCUGUCUCACUUUAUUGUCUCUGGAAAGACCAACUUACCUCUCCCAAAGCAGUUGAAGAAGAAGAAGAAGAAGAAGAAGAAGAAGAGGAGUAACUCCAGAAAUGGGCUUACUGAUGCCAUAGGCAACACUCCCUUGAUUCGCAUCAACAGCCUCUCUGAAGCUACCGGUUGCGAAAUCCUUGGGAAGUGCGAGUUUUUGAAUCCGGGAGGGAGCGUGAAAGAUAGGGUUGCGGUGAAAAUCAUUGAAGAGGCUUUGGAAUCUGGUGAUCUAGUUGAAGGUGGUGUUGUUACUGAAGGGAGCGCUGGGAGCACUGCUAUCAGUCUUGCUACAGUUGCACCUGCCUAUGGAUGCAAAUGCCAUGUUGUUAUCCCCGAUGAUGUAGCGAUUGAGAAGUCUCAAAUACUUGAAGCCCUUGGAGCUUCUGUUGAAAGGGUAAGACCCGUGUCAAUCACACACAGGGAUCACUAUGUCAAUAUUGCAAGGAGAAGGGCAGUGGAAGCAAAUGAGGUGGCAUCAAACAAUCAAAAAGCUGAUCAAAUGGAUGGCCAAUCCCUAAAGCAAAUCAAUGGUUACCCAAUGGGUGAAAAUUGUGAAGGCUCGUCUUUAUUGAAUAAUUGUAGAGGUGGCUUCUUUGCUGACCAAUUUGAGAAUCUUGCUAACUUCCGAGCGCACUAUGAGGGUACUGGGCCUGAGAUUUUGGAACAGACUGGUAGUAAUUUAGAUGCAUUUGUAGCAGCUGCAGGCACAGGAGGGACUGUGGCUGGUGUUUCCAGGUUUCUCCAGGAAAAUAAGCCAAACAUCAAGUGUUUCCUGAUAGAUCCGCCUGGUUCUGGUCUGUUCAAUAAGGUAACUAGGGGGGUGAUGUACACUAGUGAGGAGGCUGAAGGACGAAGACUAAAGAAUCCAUUUGACACAGUAACUGAAGGAAUUGGAAUCAACAGGUUAACACAGAAUUUCAUGUUGGCAAAACUUGAUGGGGCUUUUAGAGGCACAGAUAUCGAGGCUGUUGAAAUGUCAAGGUUUCUUCUGAAGAAUGAUGGACUCUUUCUUGGGAGUUCAUCAGCAAUGAAUUGUGUUGGAGCCGUCAGAGUGGCACAGUCAAUCGGCCCUGGUCACACCAUUGUGACUAUUCUAUGUGACAGUGGAAUGAGGCAUCUAAGUAAGUUUUACAACGAUGAAUAUCUGUCUCAGCAUGGGUUAACACCCAAGGCAACGGGAUUAGAAUUUUUGGGCAUGCAGUGAGUUAGGUUGACCUGGAGUUUGACAUUACUGUUUCUUGACAUUCUUCCAUUUAAAGUUUGAGCAGUCCAAUACAGCUAUAUUCCUCCAAAAAAGUUAUUUUUGAGGUUGAUACUGAAUAUUAGAGUUGAUCUAUCUCAGAAGAUGUCAUCUGAAUUUUUGAGGGUAACAUCGUACUGGACCAGUAAUACUGCAGCGGGAUAGACACCUAUUUUGUUAAUAUAAGGACAUUUUAUUGAUUCA